Molecule: messenger RNA, 1338 nt
Organism: Anopheles coustani
Lineage: Eukaryota; Metazoa; Arthropoda; Insecta; Diptera; Culicidae
Product: proton-coupled amino acid transporter-like protein CG1139
Exons: 6
Coding region: 1-1338 (445 amino acids)
Biological process (GO): amino acid transmembrane transport
Cellular component (GO): vacuolar membrane
Molecular function (GO): amino acid transmembrane transporter activity
Source: RefSeq, a predicted model, not a curated record
AUGACAUCGACGGAAACGUUGACCGAGGUCAGCUCUGCUGGUGCGGAUGGCCAAAUCAAAUAUGCACCUGAAGAGGACUACGAUCCAUACCAACAUCGUACCGUCGCCAAACCGAACUCCACAAUUGGAACGUUUAUACACGUGAUGAAAGGAGCCAUGGGCGUUGGGAUCCUAUCGAUGCCAUACGCCAUACGGAAUGGAGGACUUAUUUUUGGAGUUAUUGGGACGUUCUUACUAGGACUACUUUAUUCACAUUGUGUGCAUCUACUAGUCGGUACCGCAUAUAAAAUCUGCAAAAGAGAUCGUGUCCCUAUGCUGACCUUUGCCCAGACGGUUGAUCGUGCAAUUGCCCUUGGUCCAGUCAAGACAAGACCGUUGGGUAAAAUAUUAAAGACAUUUACCGAUUACUACCUCAUGAUUUCGUUUGCGCCUAUGAUUUAUAUGGUGUUCGUCGGCUCAACACUACACGACGUUAUCAACAGUCGUACCGAUCUUGAAUGGGACGUCCGAAUCUAUAUUUUAUUGGCCGCGAUACCAGCGAUUGUGAUUACGCAAGUUAGGGAAGUGAAAUAUCUUGUGCCAUUCUCAGCCAUCGCGACGACGCUGAUCUUUGCCAACGUCGUGAUUUCUUUGUAUUACAUCUUUAGAGAACCUCUUUCCACCGACGAUCGGGAUCUAUUUCCAACAUUUAGUUCAUUGACAAAAUUCCUCGGAGCUGCAUACUUUGCAUUUGACGCAACUUCGUUGAUAUUCCCCGUCUCUAAUCAGAUGAAAAAUCCUCAGCAUUACCUCGGCUGCCCGGGUAUCGUCAACAUCAACAAUAUUUGCUUGGGAUUCUUAUACAGCUUUCUUGGGCUGAUGGGAUACCUUCGAUACGGCGAUGCAAUCCAAGGCUCUAUCACGCUGAACUUUCCUACCGAAGAAAACUUGGCGUUAAUCAUCCAAGUCCUGUCGGCUGUCGCCAUUCUCUUCUCGAUUGGUAUAUUUUUCUACGUCCCACAAGAAAUCAUAUGGCGAAAGUUGCACCGACGGGUUCAACCACAGUGGCACAUGGUCGUGCAGUCACUCGUUAGGUUCUUGUAUUUGGCAGCGAUCGUCGGGAUUGCGUGUGGCAUUCCAGAUAUCGGAACGUUCGUUGGAAUUAUCGGAGCCAUCUUUAAUCCCAUCUUGGCUCUCUGGUUUCCUAUAAUAGUCGACACCGUGUACCGAUGGCCUUCGGACUUUGGCUGGAUGAAGUGGCGGUUGGUGAAGAACUUUCUUAUGGGGGCGUUUGGAUUAUAUCUUUUGAUUACCGGGACAAUAUCAAGCGUGGAAGACAUCAUUGACCUCUACGACUAA